Schizophyllum commune H4-8 is the source of this 1729-nucleotide messenger RNA. Its product is annotated as glycoside hydrolase family 27 protein. Gene Ontology annotation, biological process: carbohydrate metabolic process. The coding region runs from base 129 to 1595 and encodes 488 amino acids. Lineage: Eukaryota; Fungi; Basidiomycota; Agaricomycetes; Agaricales; Schizophyllaceae. The record is from RefSeq and is a predicted model, not a curated record. The transcript is spliced from 24 exons. Gene Ontology annotation, molecular function: hydrolase activity, hydrolyzing O-glycosyl compounds.
CGGUCCUGCACAUCUCUUGUCCUCCCUCCGAGGUUCUGCAGCACCUUCUAGUCAUUCACGCCUAUCUCGUCACGCGCGUCCAGCAUUGAGACUCCCGUCUUCCGAGCACACUGUUCUGCGACGGUGCCAUGCGCGACAGCAAGGAACCGUUCUCGAUGGAUCACGGAGACCGGGAGAAGGAGGUAGCUUAUGGUUCGAGCACUCCUCGUGUCUCGUCUCCUGGAUCAUGGCUUCAGCGACCGGUCUUCCAAGUCACCCUUACCCCGGCGCACGUUGGGAUGGCGAUGCUGUCGUUCACUUUGGCCGCUUUGUUCGCCUACAUCAACCUGCUGGCGAGACCUGAGCCUACCAGCGCCCUGGAUAAUGGUGUCGGACGGCUCCCCUUUAUGGGGUAUAAUACUUGGAACGCCUAUGUGUGCGACAUCAACGAGACCGUCAUUCGCGAGUCUGCGGACCUCCUCGUCUCACUGGGAUUGAAGGACCUCGGCUACAACUACAUGAACAUCGAUGACUGUUAUGCUGAAAAGAACCGCACGGAGGACGGCGACAUCGUCGAGAGUGCCGAGCGCUUCCCUUCUGGGAUGCGUAACUUGACGGAUUACAUCCACGACCUCGGGCUAAAGACUGGGAUAUACAGCGAUUCUGGUUGGUUCACCUGUCAGUUAUACCCCGGUUCCUUCCAGAAUGAAGAGCGUGAUAUCAAGCUCUUCCGUGAGACGUGGAACUUCGAUUUGCUAAAAUACGACAAUUGCGCCGUUCCCUUCGACGAAAUCAUUCGUGAAGGCAUGGUUGGUAAAUUCACCCGCAUGGCGGAUGCUAUUGCCGCCCAGGCGAAGUCAUCAGGCAAGGAUCCUAUCCUCUUCUCCCUAUGUCAGUGGGGAAGGGAGCAGCCAUGGCUUUGGGCGAAGCGCCUUGGUCAAUCGUGGCGGACGACAGACGACAUCGGCCCGCACUGGGACGCCAUCUCGAGUAUUAUCAACCAGAACAGCUUCUACACUUGGAGCUCUGACUUCUAUGGGCACGGCGAUAUGGACAUCCUCGAAGUUGGGAACGGAGACCUCACAUUCGAGGAGGCCAAGUCUCACUUCACCGCUUGGGCUCUGAUGAAGAGUCCUCUGCUCAUCGGGACGGAUCUAUCCAAGAUCACCAAGGAGUCGCUCACUAUCUUGACGAAUACGGAGAUCAUCGGCAUUAACCAGGAUUCCAAGGUCGGCACGGCCAUCACACCCUUCCGCUGGGGUAAGAACCCUGACUGGACGAAUGACUACACGUAUCCGGCGCAAUACUGGAGUGGCGAGAGUGAGAAUGGCACGGUCGUCAUGCUGCUCAAUGUUGAGAACGAACCGGCCGACAUGUUCUUCACCCUCGCGGAGUCGCCUUGGAUCAGGGCUGGUCGCCAGUACUCGGUUCGGGACCUCUGGUCGCACACGGACAACGGCACGGCCGUGCGCAACCUAACCGUCACGAACGUACCCGCGCAUGGCGUUGUUGCUCUACUUUUGAAAGACGCCGGUGAUGAACCAGCGGGUCUUCAGCCCCCGUGCUCCAUUCUAGAGUGGUGCAUUGACCAGAACGGCACGAGAGUCGACCAGUGAACGCGUGUCAGCCUGAGUCAGGGACAGGCAGGCCUUCCUGAUCAUUCAGAAGAACUCAAUUUUCUUAUUACCUCUGUAUAACAUAACACCGAAUUGUGAACUCAUCGAAACACGUUGCGAUCUUCUUUGUCUAC